AUGCAACAAAGUUAAAUUUUAUUCAAUCACUAUUUUUCAUUAUUUUGCAACUUUUCCCAUCCAGUUUUUCUCCUUCAUUGAAAUUUUUUGAAGGUAAAUACUUCAAUUAUUGACAAUAUUCAAGUUUCAUAGAAUUUAUAGCUACGACUUUUAUAAAUAUACAACGUUAUUGAACGUUCACUUUAUAGAUUAAACUAAUGUCUGAUCAUUGUGGAGACACUGAAGAGAUAUUUUCAACAUCCAACAGCUUGGACUUAGCCAGAGAGGUAAGAAAAGAAAAACCUUAUGAGUGCGAUGUUUGUGGGAAGUCUGGGAAGAGGUGUUCCAAAAAAGGAAACUUAACUAGCUAAACUAUUAAAGGACAAUGGCAACAAAUUUUUUUAUUGUCUAUAUUAAAAGUGUUGCUUCAUCUAAGGCCAUGGGAAUGAAAGUCAUAGAUUUGCGUCCACCGCCCGCAUGCCUCAAAAGCUACCGCCUAAAAUUUUCAUUAUUUACAAAAAAAAAUUCAUUAUUUUCACAAAUAAAGCAAAACUCAACAAAAUUAGCAAUAAAAUUGUCUAUUGAUUACAAUAAAAUGAACAUAUUGCAGUGUGUUUGUCCUCAGUAUCCACAUUCUAUGAAAUUCCAAAUUAUAUUCACCGAAAUGGCGAAAUUGGCACACAGAUCUUCAGUACUGCAACUGCGUGAGCUCGAGAUAUAUGUAAUUCCGUGGCGUAAACGGUAAUUCGUGUUUUGAUCUCUGUAUUUACCACCCAAAAGGAUGGUAAAAAAAUAAUGAAUAAUGAAUAAUGAAAAAAACCCGCAUGUUUUUUCAAAAUUAUCCGGACGCAAAUCUAUGACUUUCAUUCCCAUGGCCUAACUAUGAAUAUGAUGUUAAUACCAUGUCAAACAUUUUUGUUCCGGAAUUAUAAGCAUGUUAUUUCACUGUUAAAUUAUAUAUGGUCCGCCAUCUUGGCUCGUAUUUGCGAAAAAUUAUCUUUUGGGUAACAUGACCCGUAUGACGUAGAUGGCAGGGUAGAAUCAAAACAACUAUAUAUUUUUGUAUAGCGUGUAUCGAGAGAUUUAAUACGUUUUCUCAAAAAAUUAAUGCUUUUGAGUCAUUUCAAUGGAAAAAGUAGGGGAGUGUUAUCAUACCGAUAUGAACCAAAAGUAGGACAAAAACAAGCAAUAUUUUAAUUUGGGGAUAGGUAUAAAUAUAGGACUUCUACAUGCGUCUUGGACCUUUGGUUUGUGGUUUACAUAUAAUAAUUUAUUUAAUGGCUUUCUUUUAUUUUCAACGGGGUAUUGAAAGUACACCAUGCCGUUAAAUAUUGUAUAUUAGGUGCACGCAUACAUGCGUGCGCUGUUUUGUGUCUUUUUAUGUCAACCAUUGUAGAAAUAGUAUACCGCAAUUGAAGCUAUAGUAUGUACUGUAAGUAAAGUUAUUACUUGGCAACGCUUCCCUUUUCAAUUGUAUUCUAAACAUUUCAUUGCGCUGUAUUCGUUUUAAAAACUUUGGCGACUGUUCAUACGCGUCUUCGGUCUUGUUCAUACGCGUCUUCGGCAAAAUGAAGUGAGCAUAUAUUCUAGUGCACGACGAUCAUAGACGACGAUGGUUUAAAUGCUUUGCGCUUACAGAAUUCAAUCCACGUGUUUCUCCUAUAUUGCUGAUCUACCGAUUUGCCCGUUGGAAAAUUGAAGAAACGAAUUUCACCUGUUUGUUAUGGCUGUCACUAUUACAACCGUAGACGGUACAUGUUUUGCAGUGGACCUUACGUUUUACAUGAACAAUCUUGAUCUUUUCGUUAUUCAAAUCGUAGGCUACUCGGAGCUUACUAAUAUUUGCAAUUUCGGUUAUAUACUGUAUAUAGUAUAAUGUCCCACACGUGAAUUUAGGGUAUUUUACAUAAUACAAUGAAAAUAUUGAUAAUAUGGGAACUACUGCACUACAUGCAUAUAUUUACCUAUAUAAAAUGACAACUAAGUAAAACUACAUGUAAAAAUACAUCACAACAUAUAACCAGAUUAUAGUUAUUUUACACUAUCUCUAUAAUCUCUUGGCUGGGAAAAUCCCAUACUGACCUUGAAUGUCAAUUUACUAAUUGGCGCAAUGUCUAACUUGUACGACACUACACAUUACAGAAGAAGCAAAUCUUGUUUGUGAGAUAACAGCUAUUUCACGAGCAAUGUCGUUUGAAAGCCUACUCAGUUUUGAAAGCAAUUAUUAUAUAUAGUUGUGAAAUCUGAAGCUAAAUUAAUAUAUUAUGUUGCCGACAUGCAUUACAUGAUUAAGUACCUGUCAUGAUUUCGAUUCAGCCUUGUAUAAAAUUUGUGCAGUCAAUGUUUUUCAAAGGUUUUCAAAUUUAACGGCCAGUGAAUUCUGGCACGAGAUUUUAAAAUGCUUUGUCUACGGCUGGUACGUGGGCCUUGUGGUUACGAUUAUCCACUGCAGCCUUGUUGCAGUUCCGCAAGUUGGUUGAAUUAUUUUUGUAUUAAUAAUAUUUGGGCUAGUGUUCCAAAGGUCGUAGGUUCGAAUCCCACCGUGGCCGGGCAUAUUUUUCAAGCUCACCCGGUGUGGAUAUACACUCAGAGUAACAUCACAAAUAUAAUAAUAACAACACUUUGAAACACUAAAUACUCAGUAGAAUCUUUUGUUCCAAUGCAAAUUAUUUCUAUAUUUCUGCAACAGAGCUUGCACAUACAUAAAUGUAUAUGCUAUACAUAUGUACAUACAUUUGGAAUACAUGACAUGUAAUUGGAACAGCAGAAUUACCAUAACCGGAGUCAAUGUCUAAGCGCAUUUUACAAUGCAAACAUACGCUUUACUGUCGAAAACACAGUCACAGACCAUUGGUAGUAAGCUGCUACACAUUAUUGAACUAUUAAUACACGUUAUGAUGUAAGUGUAAUUUUUUUGUAAACAUUUUCUUCCAAAUCUCAACGUUGUUCAGUGUAACUUAAUAUACUGUGGGAUUUGCGUUUACCCUGCCAUUUACGUCACAAAAUGUAUUCAUGCAUAAAUUAGCAUACGCGGAAUUUUCCCAAGAUGGCGGACGACUGUUAAAAUUUGUUAAACAUUUUCGCAAAUUAUCUGAAGAACUAAAUGCAAUGGACAAACAAAAAUGUGAAAUUAAGUAUUCCAUUAGUAAGCUUAAUAAAUACAGACAAUAAAAAAAUUUGUUGCCAUUGUCCUUUAACUCCGCUAAUAUGGUAUAAAGAUUGAAAGACAUAAAAGAAUACACACAGGAGAGAAACCCUAUGAAUGCGACGUUUGUAAGAGGAGAUUUUACAAAAUUAGUAAUAUUCCAAAGUUUCGUUGCUAAAUGUUGUAAAAUGCUGAUAAUAUAGCCUUACGAAGUUUGCCAUUUUUCAGUCAUUUUCUAUUACAAACUGGAAAUUGACAGCCAAGGUCUUAGCUCGAGGGCCGUGUUGGCUAUGUUAUCACGGCCAAAAAUGGAAAAACAUGGCUAAAUGCGGCUUCAUUAUUUAUAUAAAGCUGUGUAGGUUCAUAAAAUAAGAUACUUAGACAGAAUUUCUUUCUAUUUACGUCAUAAGAAAUUUUGUAAAAUCUAUUGUUGUUGAAAUUAGCAAAACUGAUUUGUGAUGUUUUAAUGUUUUGAUGGAUAAUGGGAACCGUAUGGUGUUAAAAGUGGUUUUAAGUUUUAAAUACCCCCAAGAGUUGCUGAAAAAACUUAAUAUUUUAAUUUGGCUAUGCAGGGUGAUUGACAUGUGCACACCCUGGUCAUUUAGAAACACGCUCAAGAUCUAAAAUCCUAGCUAAGACCCUGUUGACAGUUCCAAAGGGUAUUGGGCUGUCAAUUUCCCCCACUUAAUGCAAAAUGACUGAAAAACGGCAAACUUUGCACAGCUACAGUAUAUUAUCCGCAUUUUACAACAUUCCGCAACGAAACUUUGGAAUAUUACUAAUUUUGUGAUGCUCGUUCAAACUGUGAUGAAAUUUUUGUCUAGACUUGUUUAGAUCAAAAUUUAGUCUAUAAUGCGAAUGGUCCAUUUAGUAAGACAUAAACGAAAACACACUGGAGAUCAACUUUAUGCAUGUGAUGUAACUGAUGUUUGCAUACCCGUAUGACGUCAUAAUUGUAAAGCGGGAAUAUUGCUCUUUAUUGCAUAUUAUCUGGCUCUAACUCAGUUAAGAGAUCUUGUAUCAAGAAAUUUUAGGGUCUUCGUUGCUAAAGUUGGGGGCUCCUUUUGAGCUGGGGAUCCGGGACAAUGUGUCUGCCCCCUCUCUCGGCGACCCUGAUAACUGAUUAGAUAAAUUAGCGAGUCAUAAGAAAACACACAAUGAAGCCCAUAGAUCUACAGUAUGUGAAAGUGAUGUUUUGCAAAAAGUGAUUGUAACUAUGAACACGUGGAACGGCAUAUUUUCAACACACUACAGACAAGCAAUGAAUUAUAUACUUUAAAUGUUUUAUCAAAAAAACGUUCUCCUUUUGGAGCUUUGUAAUAUCUAAGGAUAUAAUCUUUAGUAUUAUUCUUUCCACGUUUAAAUCUGUAUUAAAUAUUAAUUAACAAUUAUUCGCCGAAGGCGAGGUGAUUAUCGGUGAAUAAAAACCGAGACGAAGUCGAGGUUUUUAUUCACGAUAAUCACCGAGCCUGAGGUGAAUAAUUGUUUUAGUAUAAUUUCAUAGGUGAUUAUUUGGGAAAAAAAAAAAAUGCACAUUUAUUCGUCUUUUAAUUGACAAAACGGCUUCGGCCGCCAUUUUGAAAAUCGCUUAGGUGAUUAUCGCGUAAUAAUCACCUCAACGGGAACCAAUCAGCGUGGAGAAUUUUCAAUAAUCACCUAUGUAAUUAUACUAAUAAUUAAUAUUGAUUGUUAAUGUUACAUAAAUAUAAGGUAAAACACAUUUUAGCUUUGUUUCAUCUUGGGUUUGCAAGCUGACUUUUAUAAAUAUACAACGUUAUUGAACGUUCACUUUAUAGGUUAAACUAAUGUCUGAUCAUUGUGAAGACACUGAAGAGGUAUUUUCAACAUCCAACAACUUCGACUUAGCCAGAGAGGUAAGAAAAGAAAAACCUUAUGAAUGUGAUGUUUGUGGGAAGAGGUGUUCCAAAAAAGGAAACUUAACUAGACAUAAGCAAACACAUGAGAAACCUUUGUUUGAGUGUGAUAUUUGCAAGAAGACGUUUCCUCGAUUAGCUCGUUUAAACAUACAUACAAGAUCACACACUGGCGAAAAACCUUACGAAUGUGAUGUUUGCAACAAGAGAUUUCCCAUCUCGGCUAAUAUGGUACGACAUAAAAGAAUACACACAGGAGACAAACCCUAUGAAUGCGACGUUUGUAAGAGGAGAUUUUCUCAGGCAACUGAUUUGGUGAGGCAUAAACGAACACACACUGGGGAGAAACCUUACGAAUGUGAUAUUUGCAAGAAGAAGUUUGCCCAGCCUGGCUACUUAGUAAUACAUACCAGAAUACACACUGGAGACAAACCUUAUGAAUGUGAUGUUUGUACCAAGAAAUUUUCCCACUCAAGCCAGUUAGCACAACAUAAACGAAUUCACACUGGAGACAAACCUUAUGAAUGUGAUGUUUGUACCAAGAAAUUUUCCCACUCAAGCCAGUUACCACAACAUAAACGAAUUCACACUGGAGACAAUCGUUUAUAUGAAUGUGACCUCUGCAACAAGAGGUUUUGUACAUCAGAAAAUUUAGAAACGCAUAAAAGAGCGCACCCUGAGGCCCAACCUUAUGAAUGUGAUGUUUGUAAGAAGAGAUGUUCUUCUUCGCACAAUUUAGCAAUACAUAGAAGAACACAUACCGGGGAACAACCUUACGAAUGUGAUGUUUGCAACAAGAGAUUUUCUCAACCGAGCAAUUUAAUAAGACAUAAAAAAACACACACCGGAGAGAAACCCUAUGAAUGUGAUGUUUGUUACAAGAGAUUUUCUCAGGCAACUGAUUUGGUGAGGCAUAAACGAAUUCACACUGGGGAGAAACCCUAUGAAUGUGAUGUAUGCCAAAAGAAAUUUUGUCACCCAGCAAGUUUACCAAAACACAAAAGAACACACACUGGAGACCAAUGUUAUGAAUGUGAAGUUUGUACAAAGAAAUUUUCCCAGCCAGGAAACUUAGCAAAACAUAAAAAAGACAAGCAUUGCUUUGAAUGUAAUGUUUGCAAGGAGACAUUUUCUCAGUCCACUGAUUUAGUAAUGCACGAGGCAUUACAUUUGACAACACAAAUUAUAUCUGAGGAUUCUACAGAGCUGUUUCCAACAUCAAGCAACUUUGACUUUACACAAAAUCAAGAAACACCCAAUGCUUAUGAAUGUAAUGUUUGCAAAGAGCAAUUUUGUCAGUUAAGUGAUUUGGAAAUGCAUAAAACAUUACAUUUAGCAACACAAAUUGUAUCUGAUGAUUAUGUGGAAUUGUGUUCAGCAUCGAGUGACUUUGCACAAAAUGAAGGAACACUCAAUGCUUAUGAAUGUGACAUUUGCAAGGAAAAGUUUUGUCAUUUAAAUGAUUUAGAAAUGCAUAAAGCGUUACAUUUAACAACACCAAUUACAUCUAACAAUUGUGCAGAGUCGUUUUUGACAUCCAGCAACCAAGACUUUGCACAAGAAGGAACACACAAUUCUUAUGAAUGUGAUGCUUGCAAGAUGACGUUUUCCCAAUCAGAACAUUUAGAGAAUCAUAAGAGAACACACACUGUAGACAAACCUUAUGGAAGUGAUGUUUGCAAUGAAAGAUGUUCUCAGUCAGCCGAUUUAGGAACACAUGAAACAUCGCAUUUAACAACAGAAAGUCAGCCUGACCUUUGUGAAGAUAUGUUUUCAACUGAGAGCAGCUUGGACUCAACAAGAGAAGAAACAGUAUUCAAACCUUUCGAAUGCGAUGAUUGCAAGAUGAAAUUUUCCCAGUUAGAAAAUUUGGAGAAACAUAAGAGAACACACAUUGUAGACAAACCUUAUGAAUGUGAUGUUUGUAAGAAGAGGUGUUCCAAAAAAGGAAACUUAACUAGACAUAAACAAACACAUGAGAAACCUUUGUUUGAGUGUGAUAUUUGCAAGAAGACGUUUCCUCGUUUAGCUCGUUUAAACAUACAUACAAGAUCACACACUGGCGAAAAACCUUACGAAUGUGAUGUUUGCAACAAGAGAUUUCCCAUCUCGGCUAAUAUGGUACGACAUAAAAGAAUACACACAGGAGAGAAACCCUAUGAAUGCGACGUUUGUAAGAGGAGAUUUUCUCAGGCAACUGAUUUGGGGAGGCAUAAACGAACACAUACUGGGGAGAAACCUUAUGAAUGUGAUAUUUGCAAGAAGAAGUUUGCCCAGCCUGGCUACUUAGUAAUACAUACCAGAAUACACACUGGAGACAAACCUUAUGAAUGCGAUGUUUGUACCAAAAAAUUUUGCCACUCAAGCCAGUUAGCACAACAUAAACGAAUUCACACUGGAGACAAUCGUUUAUAUGAAUGUGACCUCUGCAACAAGAGGUUUUGUACAUCAGAAAAUUUAGAAACGCAUAAAAGAGCGCACCCUGAGGCCCAACCUUAUGAAUGUGAUGUUUGUAAGAAGAGAUGUUCUUCUUCGCACAAUUUAGCAAUACAUAGAAGAACACAUACCGGGGAACAACCUUACGAAUGUGAUGUUUGCAACAAGAGAUUUUCUCAACCGAGCAAUUUAGUAAGACAUAAAAAAACACACACCGGAGAGAAACCCUAUGAAUGUGAUGUUUGUUACAAGAGAUUUUCUCAGGCAACUGAUUUGGUGAGGCAUAAACGAAUUCACACUGGGGAGAAACCCUAUGAAUGUGAUGUAUGCCAAAAGAAAUUUUGUCACCCAGCAAGUUUACCAAAACACAAAAGAACACACACUGGAGACAAACAUGAAUGUGAGUUUGUACAAAGAAAUUUUCCCAGCCAGGAAACUUAGUAAAUUAUACCUGAUGACUCUGCAGAGCUGUUUUCAACAUCAAGCAACUUUGACUUUUACAAGGAAACACACCCAUACCGGCAAGUUAGUAAUGCAUAGAAGAGUACAUACAGCUAAUUGCAUUAAGAUGUCCUCCAAUUGACAUUAAUAUAUUCAUUAGCGUUCCCAACGGACUCAUUUACUCAAGCUUGCCUUUCUGGUUACGCUUUUUUCACGUAUAAUGAAUAUGCGAGAUGAAUGUUUUAUUCAUAAGACCGUACUUUUCGUGCUUGGCUUUUAUACUUUUUAGCUUUGUCGGCGGACAACCUUAAUGCAAUUUAUAGCUGUACUCUAUACUGGUGACCAACCUUAUUAAAGUGAUGUUCGUAAAAUGAGAUUUUUUUAAUCAAGCAAUGGCCAUUUGCAUUAGACUAAAUUUUGAUCUAAACAAGUCUAGACAAAAAUUUAAUCACAGCUUGAAAGAGCAUCACAAAAUUAGUAAUAUUCCAAAGUUUCGUUAUGACUGAAAAACGGCAAACUUCGCAAGGCUGUAUUAUCGGCAUUUUACAACAUUUCGCAACGAAACUUUGGAAUAUUACUAAUUUUGUGAUCAUAUUACUAAUUUUGUGAAAAUCCUAGCUAAGACCCUGUUGACAGCUCCAAAGGGUAUUGGGCUGUCAAUUUCCCCACGUAAUGCAAAAUGACUGAAAAACGGCAAAUUUCGCAAGGCUACUACAUUAUCCGCAUUUUACAACAUUUCGCAACGAAACUUUGGAAUAUUACUAAUUUUGUGAUGCUCGUUCAAGCUGUGAUUAAAUUUUUGUCUAGACUUGUUUAGAUCAAAAUUUAGUCUAUAAUGCAAAUGGUCCAUUUAGUAAGACAUAAACGAAAACACACUGGAGAUCAACUUUAUGCAUGUGAUGUAACUGAUGAGGCCCUGUUAGGGGGGUCUGAAUAAUCCAUAAUCCUAGCAAGAAUUUAAAAAUAAUCCGUAUCCCAUUUCUAUAAACAAAAAUAUCCCUUUAAUAAUUUAAAGAAAUGUGAACAUUAAAGGUGAUCUACAGUCCGAUCUGCGCAUGUGCACAAAUGAGCCCACUUUUUAUGAUGCAAACAGUUUAACUAUGUUUUGAGUUCUUGAAAAGCCUGAUUGUUGUUUCUUGAUCAUUUAUUAUACUCUAGAAGCUUGAAAAUAUAAAUAGUUGUCGAGUAAAGCUCAAUAUUUUGGACACAAAAAAUGUAAACAAAGGCUUUGUUUACAUACGGAAUGUAGAUCACCUUUAAAAUUAUUCCACACGAGAUCAAGUGACACUCGAGUGAUUCAUGCAUGUGAUUCAUGCAUGUCACAUACACCGUAAAAACGCACAAGUUGUAACAAACCUGCAGCAGCCUUAAGUAGCAAUGCUGUCAAUAGGAUGUGUUCACACUGCUUGUUCCCAGCUUGUUGACAAGUUGUCAACGGCUUGUUGACAACUUGCUAGAAGGUUGUUGAGCUCAACAGACUUGUUACAAGUUGUUUCAACAACCUGAUAUCAACAAUUUCUCAACAAGUUGUGAGUGACAACCAGUGGCGUGCUGGCAGGGGAGGCCGGAGGGACCACGCCCCCCCCAGCUGGCAAUUCUUGGGGGGCGCCGAUCCCGUGCGGAAUUUUGAAAGUGGGUGGGAAAAACACAUUUGAAAAAAUAUAGUUACUUCGGCCAAGAAAAGAUGUGUUUAUAUGCUUAUAAACAGACUAAUAUAUUAAACAGACUGAUAUAUUAAAUUACAGAAUAUUUUGUCUAACCGUAUUUGCUAAUUUACUACUUCACGGCUCACACAAAAUCGUUCAUAAAGAAACAUGAUCAGUGAUCGCACGCAAUGUCUUAUUACCGGAAUAUUGGUCAGGUUUCAAGGCGAUAAUGGGAAUUAUGCCCUUUUUUGCUGGUAUUAUGCCCUUAUAUUGUGUCCUUUAUUUGCUUCACGAAUCACGAGAGCAGCCCAAAUUAGAUAGUUAUGAUAAUGUAAAGUUGUGUAGUUGUUUGUGCAAGAAACAUUAUGACUCAUGAGUAAUGUAAGUAAUAAGAUAAUGCUGAAACGCGCCCUUUUGGCAGCCAAGCAAGGUAACCUUAAAAUGCAUAUGUGUGAGGUCCUUGUGUCAUUGUAUAAAAUAGCUGUAAGUUGUAAAUGUAUUCUGAUCACUAGAUCAGUAGAGAAUAGAAUUGGGAGUAGAUUAAUCGCUGGAAUUAGUUUGCAUUGCCCAAUUUAAGUACUACUACUAAAUUCUAACCAAAUUGCAAAUUUCAACACGUAUUAUAUAAUGCCGUUUCCUGACCAUCAGAUUUCUGUUAAACCUUCCCCCCAAAUCUAGGAAAUGACACUUCAGGGAUCCUAAAUUCAAAAAUUUUCCGAGGGGGCAUGCCCCCGGACACCCCUAUAGAGAAACCUCGUACCUGCUGCGCUCGCGGCUUGUGCCCUCGGUCCUCGUUUAUCAAGCGUUGCAAUAUAUAGGGGUGCAUAAUAGUUGAUAGCCCACUGCCGCCCCCCCCCCCAGAAAAAUAGUACCCAGCACUCCACUGGUGACAACCUUGUAGCAACUUGAUAAAAUAACAGCAUUGUUACAACUUGUAGACACAUCUUGUUGACAAGUUGUGAGAUUUUUACGUGUGUACGUGUUUGGGCGAAGAUCGCAUGUGUUCCAUCUCAAAGUGUGAAAUGGCGUCUCCAGAUAAUGAAGAUAUUGAUAUUGACUGGCAUCUUAUGACCUCUUACAAACUGCAAAUUGUAUUUCUUGUUUUUAUUUUCAAUAGCAAAAAUAGAUGAUCUUUGCAUAUCAAUAAUCCUAAAAUCCUAUCCAAAUAAUACAUAAUUUUUUUUUUAACCAGCAAUAAUCCGUAAUCCUACCCAAAAAUGCCAAAUAAUCCGUAAUCCUAAAACCCUAACAGGGCCUCACUGAUGUUUGCAUUAAGGGAUUUUCUCAAUCACAUGCAGGGCGGCCGAGAGGCUGCACAUGCCUGGGCACCACUUUCCCAGGGCACCCAGUAUGACGUCAUAAUUGUAAAGCGGGAAUAUUGCUCUCUAUUGCAUAUUAUCCAACUCUAACUCAGUUAAGAGAUCUUGUAUCAAAACGUUUUAGGGUCUUCGUUGCUUUGGGAGCUCCUUUUGACCUGGGGAUCCGGGACAAUGUGUCUGCCCCCUCUCUCGGCGACGCUGAUAACUGAUUAGAUAAAUUAGCGAGUCAUAAGAAAACACACAAUGAAGCCCUUCUACAGUAUGUGAAAGUGAUGUUUUGCAAGAAGUGAUUGUAACUAUCAACGCGUGAAACGGCAUAUUUUCAACACACUAGAGACAAGUAAUGAAUUACAGUAUUUACUUUAAAUGUUUUAUCAAAAAGACGUUCUCCUUUUAAGGAGCUUUGUAAUAUCUAAAGAUAUAACCUUUAGUAUUCUUCUUUCCACGUUUAAAUCUGUAU
Paramuricea clavata is the source of this 11300-nucleotide messenger RNA. Lineage: Eukaryota; Metazoa; Cnidaria; Anthozoa; Malacalcyonacea; Plexauridae. The record is from the annotation of a GenBank genome assembly.